Molecule: messenger RNA, 1192 nt
Organism: Capsella rubella
Lineage: Eukaryota; Viridiplantae; Streptophyta; Magnoliopsida; Brassicales; Brassicaceae
Product: binding partner of ACD11 1
Exons: 8
Coding region: 94-900 (268 amino acids)
Molecular function (GO): RNA binding
Source: RefSeq, a predicted model, not a curated record
CAGUGACGUCUGUGCUGUUCAAAUCUUUUUCUUCGUCUCUUCGUCAAAAUAAUUAUUCUCUCUCGCAGCAGUCCACAGCUUCCUUCUACAACAAUGCAGACAAGAAGUGUUCAAGUAAAUAAUGUCUCAGAUCUAGCUACAGAGAGGGAGAUUCACGAGUUUUUCUCUUUCUCAGGCGACAUAGAACACAUUGAAAUCCAAAAGUGCAAAGAAGUUGGGCAGUCUCGAGUCGCAUUUGUUACGUUUACUGAUCCUAAAGCCCUUGAAAUUGCUUUGUUAUUAUCGGGUGCGACGAUUGUGGACAAGAUUGUUACAAUAACUCGAGCUGAAAACUAUGUGAGGCGUGAGAUAAAGGAAGUAAGAAUGGUGGACAACGCAAUGCCCCUUGGUCUUCAAGAGAGUACUACACAGACGAAAACUACGGUGGAUGGAGGUAAUAGUAGAGCAUAUGUUAGCAAAGCACAAGAUGUGGUGGCAACUGUUUUGGCAAAAGGUUCUGCUCUUGGACAAGAUGCAGUGAAUAAAGCCAAGGCUUUCGACGAAAAGCAUCAAUUAAGAGCCAAUGCUUCUGCUAAAGUUUCGUCUUUUGACAAGCGAGUUGGGCUUACUGAGAAGUUCACUGUUGGUAUUUCUGCUGUUAAUGAGAAAGUAAAAUCUGUUGAUCAAAAGCUUCAGGUCUCCGAUAAAACCAUGGCAGCAUUAUUUGCAGCCGAGAAGAAGUUAAACGACACUGGUUCAGCUGUCAAAUCAAGCAGAUACGUGACUGCUGGAGCUGCUUGGUUUAGUGGAGCUUUCAGUAAAGUUGCAAGAGUAGGUCAGGUUGCUGGCUCGAAAACCAAAGAGAAGUUCAAUCUAGCAGUCUCAAAUAUGAGUUCCAAGGAUACACCAAUUGCUGUAUAAUAAAAAGGUAAAAAGCUUGGACUUAAGUAAGCUUUGAAGUCAGGAUCAACGGAAGUUGCUAUGCUGGCCUUGUGUAAACAAAAUUUUUGUGAUAUAGGGUAUUCUCAUUCUUUUAGUGUUCUGUGUGUGCUGCAUUGUCUUCAAAUUUACUUCAUGUUUCUUAUAAGUGCAACUGUUUUUGGAUUUCUCAGUUUCUUAUUUAAAGACCUGGUCUUUGAUUGUAUUGUUUUGCUUUGUAAGGUUACUAUAACUGCAUCGAUUAAUGACUACGCGAUUAUAGUUUCUCUUCCUA